AUGAAGCGUAUUAAUAUUCCAACAUCAACCAUAGGGUGUCUAUUAUUAUUUUUUUUGAGCUCUCAAAAUGCUCAAUACGAAUGCAUGAAUAUAAAAGGUUCAUCAAAUAAUGCAAGUGGAGACAAGACAAAUUUUAGCGUUCAAGAUGGAAAAUUAAAUACAAAAUGGAGUGACAGUGGAUAUAGUUUUAUGGAUCUCAUAAAAAAUGGCUACGUGAAAAAUAAAGACUUAGAUGAUAUUAAAGAUGACCUAGCUUCUGAAUUAGCUACAAAAAUCCAAAACACUGUAAAAAAUUAUAUAAAAGAAGACAAUGAUGAAGAUGAGUUAAAUGAUGAGGAUAUAAAAAAUUUGAAGAUUUAUGUAAAGGAAAUUUCUGGAUAUGUAGGUUUAAAAGCAGCAGACUUAUUAGAUAAAAAUUUAGAAAAUGCUCUUAAACCUCUUAUAGAAAAUAAAUCAGAAAGUAAAUUAAGUAACGAAGGAACAAGCAGUUUUAGAUUUAAUAAUGAAAUUAUUGACGAUGAAGACCCUGAAGAAGAAAUUGAUCAUUUUGCAGAUGAAUUAGCUGAUGAAUAUGAAGUUAAGCAAAAUGAAAAUUUAGAACAAUAUGAAAAUUUAGAUCAAUACGAAAAUUUAGAUCAAUAUGGAAAUUUCGAUCAAUAUGAAAAGGACAUAAACCCACAUCAUUAA
This is a messenger RNA of Plasmodium yoelii, 687 nucleotides long. RefSeq names its product male development gene 1, putative. The coding region runs from base 1 to 687 and encodes 228 amino acids. The record is from RefSeq and is a predicted model, not a curated record. The transcript has a single exon. Lineage: Eukaryota; Apicomplexa; Aconoidasida; Haemosporida; Plasmodiidae.